This is a messenger RNA of Mus musculus (house mouse), 5244 nucleotides long. RefSeq names its product MLX interacting protein-like (gene Mlxipl). Lineage: Eukaryota; Metazoa; Chordata; Mammalia; Rodentia; Muridae. The transcript is spliced from 15 exons. The record is from RefSeq and is a predicted model, not a curated record. Gene Ontology annotation, biological process: negative regulation of signal transduction by p53 class mediator; lipid biosynthetic process; negative regulation of oxidative phosphorylation. Gene Ontology annotation, molecular function: protein dimerization activity; protein heterodimerization activity; DNA-binding transcription factor binding. Bases 47 to 2836 code for a protein of 929 amino acids. Gene Ontology annotation, cellular component: nucleoplasm; chromatin; cytoplasm.
GUUAAGCGCUCUCCAGAGCGCCCGAGAGUUGGCGACAAUAGUGGCCAUGGCGCGCGCGCUGGCGGAUCUAUCCGUGAACUUGCAGGUCCCCCGGGUCGUCCCUAGCCCGGACUCGGACUCGGAUACGGACUUGGAGGAUCCGAGUCCCCGGCGCAGCGCGGGUGGCCUGCAUCGAUCACAGGUCAUCCACAGCGGACACUUCAUGGUGUCUUCGCCGCACAGCGACUCGCUGACCCGGCGACGCGACCAGGAGGGGCCCGUGGGGCUCGCCGACUUCGGGCCGCGCAGCAUCGAUCCGACACUCACCCACCUCUUCGAGUGCUUGAGCCUGGCUUACAGUGGCAAGCUGGUCUCUCCCAAGUGGAAGAACUUCAAAGGCCUCAAGUUGCUAUGCCGGGACAAGAUCCGGCUGAACAACGCCAUCUGGAGAGCCUGGUACAUUCAGUAUGUGCAACGGAGGAAGAGCCCAGUGUGUGGUUUCGUGACCCCUCUGCAGGGGUCUGAAGCAGAUGAGCACCGGAAACCUGAGGCUGUCAUCCUGGAGGGUAAUUACUGGAAGCGGCGCAUCGAGGUGGUGAUGCGCGAAUACCACAAGUGGAGAAUCUACUACAAAAAGCGGCUCCGUAAGUCCAGCAGGGAAGGGGAUUUCCUGGCUCCCAAGCAGGUGGAAGGUGGGUGGCCGCCACCAGAGCGAUGGUGCGAACAGCUCUUCUCCAGCGUGGUGCCUGUGCUGCUUGGGGGCUCCGAGGAGGAGCCUGGGGGCCGGCAGCUUCUAGACCUGGACUGCUUCUUGUCCGAUAUCUCCGACACACUCUUCACCAUGACACAGCCCAGUCCUUCGUCCCUGCAGCUGCCCCCAGAAGAUGCUUAUGUUGGCAAUGCUGACAUGAUCCAGCCAGACCUGACGCCGCUGCAGCCCAGCCUAGAUGACUUCAUGGAGAUAUCAGAUUUCUUCACCAAUUACCGCCCCCCUCAGACACCCACAUCUUCAAACUACAUAGAGUCCCCCAGCUUUGGCCCCAUGGCUGACUCCCUCUUCAGCAGUGGGAUCCUGGCCCCAGAGAUGCCAUCUCCAGCCUCGUCUUCCUCCUCCUCAGGGAUGACCCCUCACUCAGGGAAUACACGCCUACAGGCUCGGAACAGCUGCUCUGGACCCUUGGAUCCCAACCCCUUUCUGAGCUCUGAAUUCCUUCUUCCUGAAGACCCUAAGACCAAGAUCCCACCUGCUCCUGGACCGACCCCUCUCCUUCCAUUCCCCACCCCUGUCAAGGUGCAUGGCUUAGAGCCCUGCACCCCCUCUCCCUUCCCCACAAUGGCUCCGCCCCCCUCUUUGUUGCCAGAAGAAUCUCUCCUCUCUGCCAGGUUCCCAUUCACCUCAGCCCCUCCUGCUCCAGGAGUGUCUACGCUUCCUGCACCCACAACCUUUGUCCCCACCCCACAGCCCGGCCCUGGUCCCGUCCCCUUCUCUGUAGACCAUCUGCCCCAUGGGUACCUGGAACCCGUCUUUGGGCCUCACUUCACUGUGCCUCAGGGUAUGCAACCCAGGUGCAAGCCCUCCUCCCCAUCCCCUGGGGGACAAAAAGCAAGUCCACCCACCUUGGCCUCUGCCACCGCCAGUCCCACUGCCACUGCCACUGCCAGAGACAACAACCCCUGUCUUACACAGCUGCUCAGGGCAGCCAAGCCUGAGCAAGCACUGGAGCCUCCGACUAUGCCCGGUACCCUCCUCCGGCCUCCAGAGUCCCCGGUAAGAUGGUGGGCACUGGGAGGCGAGGGUCAGUCUAGGGCCUUUACUCCAACUCUCUGCCCUUCUCCACCCCAGCAGGAUACAGUUUCUGAAAUCCCCCGUGCCCGUGCCUUUUUCCCCCCAAUCCCGGCCCCUACACCACCCCGGCCACCUCCAGGCCCAGCCACAUUGGCUCCUCCCAGGUCCCUGGUUGUCCCCAAAGCAGAGCGGCUCUCGCCUCCAGCCUCCAGCGGCAGUGAGCGGCGACUAUCAGGGGAUCUCAACUCCAUACAACCCUCGGGGGCACUGAGUGUCCACCUGUCUCCCCCUCAAACUGUCCUAAGCCGGGGUCGUGUAGACAACAACAAGAUGGAGAACCGACGUAUCACACACAUCUCCGCGGAGCAGAAGAGGCGGUUCAAUAUUAAGCUAGGAUUCGACACCCUGCACGGACUUGUCAGCACGCUCAGUGCCCAGCCCAGCCUCAAGGUGAGCCCCCAGCCAGCAAUGCACACUCCCUUAGAGUCGUGGAACCCCUCCUUGGACCAACACCCAACACCAGCUCCCAGGGCUUGCCAACACAGAGGCCCACAUUGGUGGCGCUCGCAGGUGAGCAAAGCAACCACGCUUCAGAAGACAGCGGAGUACAUCCUGAUGCUGCAGCAGGAACGGGCAGCUAUGCAGGAGGAGGCGCAGCAGCUGCGGGAUGAAAUAGAGGAGCUCAACGCUGCCAUCAACUUGUGCCAGCAGCAGCUACCGGCCACCGGGGUGCCCAUCACACAUCAGCGCUUUGACCAGAUGCGGGACAUGUUUGAUGACUAUGUCCGGACGCGCACGCUGCACAACUGGAAGUUCUGGGUGUUCAGCAUCCUCAUCCGACCUUUAUUUGAAUCCUUCAAUGGGAUGGUGUCUACCGCCAGCUUGCACAGCCUCCGCCAGACCUCACUGGCCUGGCUGGAACAGUACUGUUCCCUACCUGCUCUCCGGCCAACUGUCCUGAAUUCCCUUCGCCAACUCAGCACUUCCACAAGCAUCCUGACUGACCCCAGCCUUGUGCCUGAGCAAGCCACACGGGCAGUCACAGAGGGCACCCUGGGGAGACCAUUAUAAUCCUGGUGAAAGUUUCCAAGCUCCAGGAACAACUUGUGAACACGCUUCUAAAAAUCCUGGCUGGCCGUUUCCCUGCAGAUCUGGAAGGUUCCAAGUGUUGCACUCACCACCUCCUUGGGGAUGGAGAAAAACCUAGUUCCAUUCCUGCACUGUUGCUAAUGCUAUGAUCCCUGGUGACUCAUAUCCCAUCUUUGGACCUCCCUUUAAUAACAGAGGGCCCCAAAUGCAUUAGCAGCUGCAGCACUGGGGACCUAAACAGGAGCUCUGAUGAGAGAUGUCGGUCUGUUUCCUCACAACUUCCUGCUUUGGAUAAAGGGUACCAUCCUUAGUUCCUGAGCAGAGAGGCAGAGCAGGAGAUCUCCUCUCUUUGCCUUUGCACUAGUGACAUGGGGAGCUAUAGGGUGGCUUCCUGACUGAGGCCACUGGGGUCUGAUGCCAGAAGAGAUCAGGGCAAGGGCUAGCCAGAGCAUGGCAGGCAUCUUGCAUGAAUGUAGAUGUGUGUGUGCGUAUGUGGAUUUUAUAAAAAAGAAAAUGUUCUUCAUCAAUAAAAGCAAAAACUGUCUGCAAGGGUUGGUGUUGGUGUGACUGGCAAUGUGUCUCAGUAUGGGACUCAGAGCUGCCAGCAGUGAAAGGUGACAUAGAAGACCGAUCCUGUGGGUUAUAAACAACCUUUGAGUACUUUUGAUUUGUUAUUUUUGUUUUUGUUUUUUCGAGACAGGGUUUUUUUUGUGUAGCCCUGGCUGUCCUGGAACUUACUGGAUAGGCCAGGCUGGCCUCCAACUCAGAGAUCCACCCACCCCUGCCUCUGGAAUACUGGAAUUAAAGGCAUAUGUCACCACCACCCGGCCCUUUGAGUACUUUUCAACUUGCUUGUGUGCAGUUGUGCUCACCUGUGCUUGUGUGUGGAGGCCGUCGGCUGACCUGGGUACCUCCUUCGUGCUCUCUGCCUUAAUUUUAAAAUGCUUCCGAAUAUAUUCUAGAACUGGGCAUGGUGAUGCACACCUUUAAUCCCAGUACUUGGGAGGCAGAGGCAGGUUUUUAAUGAGUGAGACCAGCCUGUUCUGCAUAUGGAGUUAUAGGCCAGCCAGGGCCAUAUAGUAAGACCCCGUGUGUACAUACACACACAUACACACACAGAGUUACUUUUAUAUAUUAUUUUGGGGGCAGGGUCUCUGUAGUCUUGGCUAGCCUAGAACUUGUUAUGUAGACCAGGUUGGGUUUAAACAACCAGAUCUUUCUGCCUCUGUCUAAAAAUAUUUAAAAUUACAUUUAUUUAUAUGUGUAUGCACACAUGCAAAUAUCAUACCUAUGGAGGCCAGAGGGUGACUUUUUUGGAAAUAGUUCUCUCCUUCCACCAUGGAAGUGAUGAGGAGUAAGCUCUAGUUAUCAACUUUGGCAGCAAGUGCCUUUACUGCCUGAGCCAUCUCACCAGCCCCUCUGCCUUAUUACUUGAGCCAGGGUCCUUCAUUGAACCUAGCACUCAUCAGUUUGGCUAGGCUGGCUGGUCAGUAGGCACCUGAAUCUACUUCUCUUUACCACCCCAACAAUGGGGUUACCACUCCUGGAUUUUAGAUUUUGGUUGUAAGUCUGCUCUUUAAUGACUGGACCAUUUCGCAUCCCCAUUCAUGUAGAUAUGUAUGUAUGUAUGUAUGUAUGUAUGUAUGUAUGUAUGUAUGUAUUUUUCCCCUCAAGACAGGAUUUCACUGUGUUGCCCUGGAACUCACUCUGUAGAAAAGACUGGCUUCAAACUCAUAGAGCCGUCUGCCUCUGCCUCUGCCUCCUUAAUGCUGGCAUCAAAGGCAUUGAGGCUCCAGGUUGAAUACACAGCUGCUAAUAAGUAAACAAGUACAUUUUUAAAAAUGGUGUUUCAAGAAAUAUUUACCCUGUAGAGGAGGUCAGGGUGGGAACUAGGAAGCAUACCCUUUGCCAGAAAAUUCUACUACAAAAGUUCAGUUCCACCAAUGUUCUCCUUGGGCGCCACUGAGUGAGUGUGGGUGGCAUGAAAGCAGGCACAAUGGAAGGUCUGCAUCCAGCAGGAAUGAUAGCUUCCCCCAUAGCUACAUACAUGGAGCACCCUCCUUCCUUCUAGUGUCUAAAGAGAGGUCCAGAGUAGGUGUGUGUUGUUGACAUGGCCACAGCCAUGCUUAGAACCCUAGUUCCAUGGCCUCAUGGGAAUGACAAAGCCUGACUCAGUGGUCCAAGAAGGGUGAAUGUUGACAAGUGUCUGCAAGAAAUGUCAAACAUGGCUUUCUCCCCGCCCCCUCUCUCUUUGCUUCCUGCUUGUGUUUGAGGAUGUGGAUUCUCAACUUCCUGUGGUUACCAUGCCUGAUCCCUGCAAUCAUGCCUUCCUGCCCCGAUGGACUCAUCCCUUGGAAACAUAAACCAAAAUGAACUCUGUUUUAAAAUAA